AUGGAGGCAAACUUCUGGCUGACUGGGGGUCUUCUCCUUGCCGUGACUGCCGUGGGAUGGGGGAACUUGAGUCCCACCUACUUCAUCACGGCUCCCCGUGAGCUUCACAUUGGGUUGCCCACCACACUGUCUGUUGCCAACCUGGCCCCCUACACCAUCACCGUGACAACAGCGGUGCAGGGGGACGGAGGGGACACCCUGACCCAGGCCCAGGUGACCCUCCCUGGAGGUUCAACAGAUGUCAUUGUCAUCCCUCCCAUCUCAGCCGUACCCACAGGCCACAAGUCUUCAUUCAGCCUGGUGGUGAAAGGAUACCGAGACAUCAGGCUCCUGUUUACUGACAGAGCUACGCUGAAGCUCAGCCAAAACAAUUUGUCCACGUUGGUCUGGACCAACAAAGCCGUCUACAAGCCCAGCCAGACCGUGAAAAUUCAAGUGCAGUCUGUCAACGCCGACGGCACACCUUACGAGGGCACGCUGGACCUCGUCGCACAGGCAAAAAUAUCCAGAUUGGAUGGUGACUCAUUGACGGUGGAUGAUGGAGAAAAGAGUAUUAGUGGUGGUGGUGGUGGUGGUGUCCAUGUCAGUGUGACCCAGCUGAGAGGGGCCCGGCGGAGGCAACUUGAGGACUCAGGAGCCAGGGGCCGAGAUGAGGACAGAGAGGACUCGGGAGCCAGGGGCCGACACCAAGACAGAGAGGACUCGGGUGAACAGGAGAAACAGGAGGUGAUACAGGCGGCUGUGCAAACUAUCUCUCACACGCUGCCUCAGGACGGGAGGAUACCCAUCCAGUUUCACAUCCAGGAGGAGGCUGAGACCAUUGUCAUUCAGGUAACAUUCAAGUCAGCUGAAAAGACCCUGGUGUUACAUAGGACGUCAUCAUCGAGUGGCUCCUACAUGCAAGUGUUUCCACUGGAUCAGUAUCCACAGGUGACUUCCAGAGGACAGGCGGUGGCUGUCGGGGGACAGGAGUCCCCCUCAGUGCUGGUCACGGCCACCCUUCGCUGGGCUCCAGAGGCUUGCAUCACAGCCUUCACCCAGGGUCCCCCUGGAGAGAUCCUCACAGAGACCCUCAACCUGCCUCUCCUCCUCAGACAACAAAUGGCAGACGACAACCCCCUUACUUGGUCAGUGAGACUCCCUCCGAGUCUCAUCAAAGGAGAGGAGUUUAUUUUAGAAGUUCUGCUGUUCAGUCACCUCAAGCAAGACUCUGAGGUCACUGUUGCCAUUGAGAAGACCCAGAUGUUUGAGUUCAUCAGUGGCAGUGGCGGCUCGGUGCCCAACAAGCAGACACUGAGGGUAAAGGGUCUGGGGCAGGGAGGCAUGCUCUUCCCCAUCAGACCCCUGGUCCUGGGAGAGGUGCCAUUCUCCAUCCACGUGAUGUCCUCACAGAUACAGAACAACACCGUGGCCAAACUCACAGUGCUGCCUGAAGGCUAUCAGCAGGCCUUCUCCAAGACCCUAUUCCUGGACAUCCCACCUCGGAGAAGCAACUUGUCCAGUGAGAUAAGCUUCACAUUGCCGAGCGGGGUGGUGCCAGGCACCUCCAGGGCACAUGUGGCCGUGGCUGGUGACAUCUUGGCUCUGUCCAUUGCGGGUCUGGACUCCCUUGUUCAGAUGCCUGUUGGCUGUGGGGAGCAGAACAUGGUGCACUUCGCUCCCAGCGUUUAUGUGCUGCAGUACCUGAAGAACACACACAACAAUGAGGAAAUAGCCCAAAAAGCUUUGGCAGUCAUGAAGGAAGGGUACACUCGGGAGAUGCUGUAUCUACGAGAUGACGGAUCAUUCAGUGGAUUUGGACAAAUGGAUCCAUCUGGCAGCACCUGGCUGACCGCCUUCGUGCUGAGGUGUUUCCUGCAGGCCCAGGACUUCAUGGAGGUUGACCAGAGCGUGCUCUCCAAGGCGUUCACCUGGCUGGCUGGCCAGCAGACGGCCCAAGGAAGCUUCACUGAGCCAGGGAGGGUUCUUCACACUCAGCUGCAGCGGGGGCUGGAUGGCCCCGUGUCCCUCACUGCUUAUGUCCUUGUCACCCUCCUAGAGGACAAAACGGUACGGCUGGGUUUGUAUCCAGGUGGUGUGCUGAACGCACAGAAGUUCCUGGAGGAGGAGUUUACCAAUGGCAUCUCCAGCAACUACAGCCUCUCCCUGGUGGCCUACGCCCUCACACUGGCCAACAGCCCUAAGGCAAAACCAGCCAUCAAUGAACUGAUGGGAAGAGCGGAAAACAGAGAUGGCGUUGUGUACUGGACGUCAGGGGAGGGUGACCUGGCGGACGGGUGGCAGCCGCCCUCGGCGGGCAUCGAGAUGGCAGCCUACGUGCUGCUGAGCCUGUUCAAGCAGGGCAGCAUCGUGGAGAGCAUAGAGCUCAUGAAAUGGCUCAGCAGGCAGAGGGGACCCCUGGGAGGCUUUGGAUCCACACAGGACACCAUCAUUGCUCUGCAAGCCUUGUCCUUCUAUGCAGUCUUCAGUGGCUCAGAGGCAAUCAACCUGAACAUAAAGCUCGCGUCUAAAACCUCCCCAAUGGAGACGGGCUUGAAAGUCGAUUCCACAAACUAUUUAAGUCGCCAUCAGAAAGAGAUCGACAUGGACACAUCAGUUCAACUGGACAUCCUGCUGGAAGGAAAAGGUUUUGCAUUACUCCAAAUGAAUGUAUUUUACAAUUUGGAGAGCCUGGCCCUGUCACAGACACAAAAGCACGAGGCCUUUGGGCUGAGAGUAGAUGUUUCUGACGACGAGGCGGGCAUGGGACAUAUUCUACUAGCUGUUUGCACUAAACUGUUAGAUGGUCAGAGUGUCGAGCAGACAGGAAUGGCACUGCUGGACGUCCAGGUUCUCAGUGGCUUUAAGCUUCGUCAGAGCGGCGUAGAGACAAGCGACCUGGUGAAGAGAGUGGAGCUGACGCCUGGCAGAAUCGCUUUGUACCUGGACUCACUGGGGAAAACCGAAAAGUGUGUGCACAUCCCCCUCGUCAGAGAAUAUCGAGUGGCCCGAGUGCAGCCAGCGCUGAUCCAAGUGUUUGACUACUACGAACCUCGCCGGAGGGCGGUGAGGGUCUACCACUCCAAGGUGAUGCGUGACCUCACUGCGUGUAACUUCUGUGGGGACAACUGCAAUCAGUGCUGGGGAAAGGCAGACACAACCAGUGGCACCACAGCCAUCCACUCUACAGAAAACAUCAUCCAUGGUCUGGGUUGUUUACUGCUGUUACUCGUACACUGUAUGACCUUGAAGUAGAGUAGACUUUUGUUUUGUGAGAAAAUCUAAAUGUCUGACACAUGGUUCACCAUUCCCUUAUUGUUUGAAACGAGAAUGAUGGCACAAACACAAAGGAUGUUCACAGAUACUCUCGUUUCCAUUCAGUUACAUCUGGAAUUGUUUAGAUUUGAAAUGUAUAUUUGGAAUUGUUCUAGGACUAGGUCUCUGCAGAGUAGGCCUACUCAUCUCACAUUCUUAAUAUUGCAUAUUUUUUCUAUUGUUAACUGCCUGUAAAAAUGUGCCUCCAACUGUGCUAUAUGUACUCAGGUUUCUGUCAUAUUGUUGUUGCUGACACUGAUGCUACGGGUGAGGGCAUAUUUCCCGGUAUGACUAUGAUAUUUCACAAAAAAACAUUUGCCAGACCUGAGGGUAAAUUAGCUAGCUAGCGUGUUUGACUAGCUCGACAACUUUCAGAUGUCCAUGCUUUGGUAUUAGUAAUGUUUGAAUUGAUAGUAAUGUCUGAAAUCAAAAUGAGAUGAUCAUUUAGGUAUAAUUUGGACACAUAGGCCUAUUUUGUUGAUAUUAUCAGGGAAGCUGACCGGGGAAGACAAAAUGGUCAGUUGCCCCAGGCCCAGGGAGAGAGGGGGCGCAGAAUUGGGUCUUCAUUAUAUUGUAUGUAUUGGGUGGGGGUGUUUUCAGAUGACUUUGUUCUGGGCCAGGCCAAAGCUGUCAGUGGCCCCCUGGCUAUUAUUCUGUCAGUUAUUUCUGACAUUAUUUUGAGUUUAUGCACUAUAAUACUGAAGAAACAGCCAAUUGGUUGUGUAUGCAGACAUGUUGGGGACCACAGUCGGUGUAUUCAGUGAUUUGACAAGCUCAAACUCUCAGGUGGUCAAUCAAUGAAUCAGUCAAACUGCUCAUGCAUAGGAAGAUGGCAGUGCAAUAGCUGAUGUGGAAAAUUAAGUCUUUGAUCAAUGAGUAUUUGCAUGUAAAUGAUGUUUAUGUUCAUGCAAACCUUCAGAUCUGGACUCAAGGGGAAGCAAUUCAGUGUAUCUGAUGACAUAGAGUGGCAAUGUAUGGAGGGGAUGGGGGGAAUUCAAACUCACUUGGCACACAACACAGACAGCUGUUGAAUAAUGCUGGUAUUGUUAGUAAUAAACUGAUGUUUUUUUUUUUAAUUCCUCCGUCCAUCAAACAUCUAUUUGCUCUACAACAAUAGAUAUGCUCUUAAACACACAUCUGUUGUCCAUGACAUUGUUUUUUUUGCAUUAGACAUGCUUUCCAGAUUUUUUUGUGAAAUUACUGUCAUUACAUAAAUAGUACAUCUCCUCUCCAUUGAUGUGCUCAUGUGUCAAAUGUUAAGUGGGCAUUACUGUGACAUGAUAUUCCAAUAUUUAGACAUCUGUCAGACCUGCUCUUAUCUUUUGCUAAAAAAAUAAAUGAAAAGUUAAA
This is a messenger RNA of Engraulis encrasicolus (European anchovy), 4644 nucleotides long. RefSeq names its product CD109 antigen-like. Gene Ontology annotation, cellular component: extracellular region. The record is from RefSeq and is a predicted model, not a curated record. The transcript is spliced from 21 exons. Lineage: Eukaryota; Metazoa; Chordata; Actinopteri; Clupeiformes; Engraulidae. Bases 1 to 3234 code for a protein of 1077 amino acids.